Messenger RNA from Macrosiphum euphorbiae (potato aphid), 339 nucleotides. NCBI's taxonomy places the organism in Eukaryota, Metazoa, Arthropoda, Insecta, Hemiptera, Aphididae. The record is from the annotation of a GenBank genome assembly.
AUGAUGAAGAAAUGUCAGCACCGGUACACGAUGACGUGCCUGAAACUGGACCUGAUCGACUGGCUGGGCACGGCUUUUCAGCUGGUUCCUGGAGUGUCGCUCGUCCGGGCUGCAGACGGCAACCAGACGACGGUCACCGGCGACGGCGGUGGAGGCGGUCACCAUUAUCAACAGAACCAGCACCAUCACCAGCAUCACCAUCACGGCGGCAUACCUCCGGACGUGGUCAGGUCGCUGGUCCGGGGCAACGAUUCGGCCGAUGAGCUGGAUGGGUACCUGAUGGAAAAAGCCGACGCGUACCCUCAACAUACUGCCCACCGGAUUGCUGGAGACAGGUAA